UCUUUCUGGUCCCAGGCGCUUCGGCAGCCGCGGGUUACUGUGCAGACAUGGCCAAGUCCAAGAACCACACCACGCACAACCAGUCCCGAAAAUGGCACAGAAAUGGCAUCAAGAAACCGCGAUCACAAAGAUACGAGUCUCUGAAAGGGGUGGACCCCAAGUUCCUGAGGAACAUGCGUUUUGCCAAGAAGCACAACAAGAAGGGCCUGAAGAAGAUGCAGGCCAACAACGCCAAGGCUAUGGCUGCACGUGCUGAAGCUAUCAAGGCCCUGGUCAAGCCUAAGGAAGUAAAGCCCACGAUCCCAAAGGGUGUCAGCCGGAAGCUUGAUCGACUUGCCUACAUUGCCCACCCUAAGCGAAGGCGUGCCCGUGCCCGCAUUGCUAGGGGUCUCAGGCUGUCCCGGCCACAGACCAAGGCAAAGGCCAAGACUGAGCCCCAAAUCAAGGGCAAGGUCAAGGCUCAAAUCAAGGCCCAAGCUUAAGCUCAAAUCAAGAGCAAG
Lepus europaeus (European hare) is the source of this 500-nucleotide messenger RNA. RefSeq names its product large ribosomal subunit protein eL29-like. Gene Ontology annotation, biological process: cytoplasmic translation. Gene Ontology annotation, cellular component: cytosolic large ribosomal subunit; ribosome. NCBI's taxonomy places the organism in Eukaryota, Metazoa, Chordata, Mammalia, Lagomorpha, Leporidae. The record is from RefSeq and is a predicted model, not a curated record. Gene Ontology annotation, molecular function: structural constituent of ribosome.